CCUUAAAAAUAAUUAGCGUAUCAGGUUACAAGGACCAAAAAAAUCUGUGCCGUGCCGAGUUGGCUAAACUGCCACCACUAACGCCGGCCACUCCGCCCACACCACAACCUUCUCAUUUCAACUUACUGAUAUAACACAAGCCCCAAUUUUACAUUCCUUUAGCCUCCUUCCUUCUUUCCAAAUUAUUCGUCCCCUUCUCAUAAACCCUAAUCAAUUUGGGAAGAUUAGUUUACCUAUAUUACGAAUUAUGCAAACCACGUCAGUUAUAUUCAACACAAAGCUCCUUUUGUCUCCGAUUCAUGCCAGUAAUUACUAUUAUAAUGACAAAAAUUCUCGUUAUUCUCCAGUGAUUGCUCAUCAAUGUAAGAAAUCUAGUGUAACUCUGCGUCCUCAUAGACGCCGCUGCAGCCGUCCUUAUCUUAUCAAUCCCCAGAAUACAUGGAGAAGAUCUUCGGAACUUAACGAAUUCUUACCUCAAGCGCGUUCGUUGGAUAGCUGUAGGCAUGUCUCUUGCUUCAGCUCUCAUAAAAGAAAGCAGGCCUGUUUUAGCAGAUUGAACACUGGGGUCUUCCUUGAAAAGUCGACUUUCCAUCUAUCAAGAAAAAAACUUGACAAUGCUAAAGUCCAACAAGUUCACGUUCCAAUGGCUACUGUGGGCCCUGAAGAGCCACAUGCAGCAAGUACAACCUGGCCUGAUGGUGUUGUGGAAAAACAGGGUUUGGAUUUUUUAGAUCCAGAAGUAGAAAGAACAGAAUUUAAGCAGUUUUUGAGCUACGAGCUUCCAUCUCACCCAAAACUUCACAAAGGGCAAUUAAAAAAUGGUCUUCGCUACAUCAUUUUGCCUAACAAAGUCCCUCCAAAUAGGUGUGAAGCUCACAUGGAAGUGCAUGUGGGAUCAAUUGAUGAGGACGAUGAUGAGCAAGGAAUAGCCCAUAUGAUUGAACAUGUAGCAUUCCUUGGGAGUAAGAAACGUGAGAAACUUCUUGGAACUGGUGCACGAUCAAAUGCUUAUACAGAUUUCCAUCAUACUGUGUUUCAUAUUCAUUCACCAACCAGUACAAAGGUUUAUUGCACUUAUUUUCUUCUGCUCCCAUUUCAUUAGUUUUUUCCCCUUUUCAA
This is a messenger RNA of Olea europaea var. sylvestris, 1119 nucleotides long. RefSeq names its product stromal processing peptidase, chloroplastic-like. NCBI's taxonomy places the organism in Eukaryota, Viridiplantae, Streptophyta, Magnoliopsida, Lamiales, Oleaceae. Gene Ontology annotation, molecular function: metal ion binding. The transcript is spliced from 4 exons. The record is from RefSeq and is a predicted model, not a curated record. Bases 248 to 1102 code for a protein of 284 amino acids.